This is a messenger RNA of Mesoplodon densirostris (Blainville's beaked whale), 258 nucleotides long. RefSeq names its product small ribosomal subunit protein eS27-like. Gene Ontology annotation, cellular component: ribosome; cytosolic small ribosomal subunit. The record is from RefSeq and is a predicted model, not a curated record. The transcript has a single exon. Gene Ontology annotation, molecular function: structural constituent of ribosome; RNA binding. NCBI's taxonomy places the organism in Eukaryota, Metazoa, Chordata, Mammalia, Artiodactyla, Ziphiidae. Gene Ontology annotation, biological process: ribosomal small subunit assembly; translation. Bases 7 to 258 code for a protein of 83 amino acids.
GAGAACAUGCUUCUCACAAAGGAUCUCCUUCAUCCCUCUCUGGAAGAGAAGAAGAAACACAAGAAGAAGCGCCUGGUGCAGAGCCCCAGUUCCUACUUCAUGGAUGUGAAAUGUCCAGGAUGCUAUAAAAUCACCACCAUCUUUAGCCAUGCACAAACAGUAGUUUUGUGUGUUGGCUGCUCCACUCUCCUCUGCCAGCCUACAGGAGGAAAAGCAAGGCUUACAGAAGGAUGCUCCUUUAGAUGGAAGCAGUAUUAA